AUUACUUGAGGAACAUUACUAAGUUUCACAUCCUUUUUUUAAGCAAUGGAUUUUCAACAUUACUUAAGUAUAUGGCCAACUACUUGUCUGACUUUCAGAUUUACAGCAUUUUAAAUCUGUAUUCUUGUUUUAUUUGUCUAACUGAUUCAAUGCUAAAUUCAGAAAAAGAGACAGCAGUCAACAUACCUGAAGUGAGAUUUUAUAAUCAGAGAACACGGACAACUUGGAUUAGUCUACAGUGAAACAGCUGGUCACCCUUCUUGAUCACAAAAAUCCACAUGGCACCAUUAGCAAAUGGAGUGUUUCUGCUCAUCUUAUGUCACUUGCUGACAUCCAUGAGGGCUGAAAACCCCAUAUUUUUUCCUUGUGAAAACAACACGGAUUCAACAGUGGUGGACUGUAGUGAGAGAAAUUUGACCCAUGUGCCGUUAAUCCUCAAGUCAUCCUCUGUGCUAUCCCUGAAUUUGGAUCGGAAUAAAAUUCAAAAGCUGGAGCGCCUUGCCUUUGCUGGAGUUUCCCAACUGCGGAUCCUCAUGAUUAAUUGGAACUGCCCCCCGGGUAGGCUGAGGGCCCUGGGUGUGCCUCCCUGUCACAUGCAGAUAGACCCAGAGGCCUUUACUGGCUUGAAGAACCUGACCAAGCUCUUCCUGGCAGGCAACAGUCUUAUCCAAGUUCCUGCGUUGCCCGAACACCUGGAAGUACUGAGCAUUGAGUAUAAUAAACUCUUCAAUAUCACUGAGCCUCUGGGGACCCCACUCCUCCAACAACUUUUUUUAUCUAAAAACUGUUACUAUGCCAAUCCCUGUAACCAAACCUUUUUCAUAGACAAGAAGAUCUUCCAAGGUUUGCCGAACCUGUGGAAUCUCACCUUAGGAUUUAAUAAUAUCACUGAGGUUCCCCCUGGUCUGCCUCCCUCCCUGGAAGUCCUGGACCUCAAAGAGAACAAAAUUAGUGAGAUCAAUGAGCUGGCAUUCGCAAACCUGUCAAAGCUCAGGAACCUCAACCUUGAGUGGAACUGUCAGCGCUGCGACCAUGCAGCCCAGCCUUGCUUCCCAUGCGCUAACAAUGCCCCUAUUAAGCUGUACCAGGGAACUUUCAGGAACCAGGUGCAGAUCACCUCCCUGAGUCUAAGAGGGAACUCUCUCAGACACCUGCCAGACAAACUGUUCAGCAACCUGCAAAGCCUCAAUUAUUUGGACCUCUCUGAUAAUCUGCUGGCCUAUGCAAUCAGAAAUGGUACCUUCUUCAAAGACCUGAAGAACGUCUCAACUCUCAACUUAAUCUAUAACUACGAACCCCGGAAAACAUUCAAAAAUCUUUCCCUCUCCCCUCACAUCAGUGAAAUGAUUUCUUUGAAAAACCUCCUCCUCAGUGGCUACUUCUUCCAUGAAGUGUCCUUAGAGGGAAUCAAACCACUAAUGAAUCUCACACAUUUAGAGAAAUUGGAUUUACGAAUGAAUUUUGUAAGUUCGUGUCAUGUUGAAAUUUUUAGGAAGAUGAAGGCUUUGAAACAUAUAGUUCUUUCUCAGAACAUGUUGGAUUUUAUGCAGCAAUCCCAUAAUCCCAAUUUCUGCCAGUCAGAUCCCCCAAAUCAGCAGAUGGAAGAUGCCAUGAUUAUUUCUCCAAAAAUAAUUAACACAGAAAAAAACUAUCAAGGAUCACAUGAGGAUCAUAAUGAUGAUGAUCAUGUGAACCCAGAAAUGUGGACCUUUUUUAAACGUUACUGCGACAGAAAGUUAUUUUUUGACUUGUCCCUAAAUAAUAUCCUUUCUCUGAGGGAAAGCACAUUCAACGGCAUGGAGGAGGUGUACUGUUUGGAUUUGUCAUUUAAUUAUUUAAGUCAGUCACUGAAUGGAAAACAGUUUGUUCCCCUAAAGAACCUAGUCUAUCUUAAUAUGUCAUUUAAUAGAAUUGAUUUCUACUAUGAUGGUGCUUUUCAAGAAGUGAGGGACACACUUAAGGUACUAGACCUCAGUCAUAAUGCAUUUCAUUUUUAUAUGAAAGGUAUGGGUCAUCGCUUUGAAUUCAUCCAAAAUCUGACAUCACUGGAAGCCCUGAGUCUGGCUGACAACAACAUCGGAAUACGUAUCUCAUCAAAACUGACAAGUUCCUCCCUCAAUUAUUUAUUUUUUGCUGGCAACCGCCUAGACAUAAUGUGGGAUACCAGGGGUGACCAGUACAUCUUCUUUUUUAAAGAACUCACCAACCUGACCUAUUUGGACAUUUCCCGGAAUAAGCUCAUUUACUUCUCCCCUGAAGCCUUGUGUAACCUUCCAGAGAACCUUAGAACUCUGAAAGUCAGUGACAACGGGCUUCAUUAUUUCCCUUGGGGCAACCUUACAGUUCUCAUCAACCUCUACAAUCUGAUCCUCAGUAGGAAUUCCCUUAGUCAGCUGCCUAGUGAUGUCAUAUUUGGUCCCAACCUGACAUUCCUGGAUUUGAGUUACAACAGUAUCGGCCAGCUGCCUGAGGGCUUCUUCCAAGCAGCCACUUCACUGCGCUACCUCUUUCUGAAUAACAACCAACUGAAGUUCCUUGAUAUCCAAAGCCCCCCAUUUCAGUUUGAUAGCUGCCUCCAGAAGGUGACACUUCAUGAUAACCCAUUUGUGUGCAGCUGUGAUACAGCCUGGCUCUCUGACUUUCUGAGGACCAGUCCCAUUCAGUUUCCCAAACUCACCACCAACUUUAAGUGUGGAUUCCCUGAGUCCCUGCAAGGAGAGAGUGUGUUGUCAAUGGACCCUCGAUCCUGCCAGGAAAUAUUCGGCAGUAUUGGGUUCCUCUGCACAUUCCUACUGACUAUUGUGUUGACUGUUGUUCCCCUCCUUAAAAAACUGUAUGGCUGGGACCUUUGGUAUUGCAUCCAGGUCUUUUGGGCUGGGCACAAAGGUUACUCCAUGCUCCAGAACAACUCAAACCAGCAUGAUGCCUUUGUAGUGUUUGACACUAGAAAUGUACCUGUAAGAGACUGGGUUUACAAUGAGCUUGUGGUAAAUUUAGAGGACAGGGGAAUGAGGAGGUUCAGUCUCUGUCUGGAGGAGAGGGACUGGGUCCCUGGAGUUGCAUGCAUAGAGAAUCUACACAAUGCUGUAAACAACAGUAAGAAAACAGUGUUUGUGUUGACUAACAAUGGUGCUGUCAAUGGCACACUCAAACAGGCCUUCUACAUGGUACAGCAACGGUUGCUAGAUGAAAAAGUAGACGCAGUCAUACUCGUGCUUCUGGAUGAGGUUUUCCCAAAAAUGAAAUAUAUUAAAAUGAGAAAGAGGCUCUGCAGGAAGUCAGUCAUCUCAUGGCCCAGGAACCCACAUGCUCACCAACAUUUCUGGAACAAAAUGAGAGCAGCCUUGGCUGCAGAUAACUACCGUUCUUAUGAUAAAAAUAUCAAUGAAGGUUUCACAUCCGGUGACUUGAUCUAAUCUUCAUAAAUGCACUGACAGUCAAAAAUAAUUACUCACCAUGCACAGACAGGUUUAGGUAUACUGAGGAGGGAAUUUUGGUUAAAAUAGCCCAAAGAAUUUGAAGCCUUUCCUGAGUAGUGCUGAUUAUUGACAGUAUAUUUAUGAGGCAAUUAAGUUAACCAUCAGUCAUUGGGCUUUGAUCCCAUUGAAAAAAGUUUGAGCAAUGUACAAGGUGUGAGAACUCUCUCACUAGAAUCUGCUGGGAACUGUGCACUGCUAGAAACAUCAGAAAAGAUGCUAUAGACUUUUCUCAACAAAAGUAUAUAUAUAUAUACUUACAUGCAUUUUUAAAAUUUCACUGGGUUCAUGAAAUUUGUUUUAAAAUGGUUAGUUGUGAUUAAUUACGAUUUUAAUAGUCAUAAGCGUUUAACCAUUGUGAGUCAUUUAUCACCUGCUUUACUGAAAUGAAAAUGACUCUUUCAGUUCUUUUAUUUUGUGUUUUCACUAAAAAGGAAAUGAAAAUGAUUUACAUUUCAAGACUGUCAUGCCAGGUGUGUUCAGGAGUUUCCCCACUGCUUUAAUGACUGUUUAUCGAGUGACAGUUUUUUUGGAUUUAGGCCCUUUAACUUGUUUCUCUAAUUGAGUGUCAUCUUGCUAUUUUUCAUUAAUACAAUUAACAGAGAAAUAGUUCUAUUUUAUUUAAAGCCAUACAGAUCACAGUGAAGGUAUACAUUUUUUCCUUUUAUGGACUACCACAAACUCAAUUCUCAACUCAUAGAGGACCGGGAAUGGUACACAAGAAAUUGGUUUAUUUUGCUGAUGGAUAAAUGUUUGUUCUUUUUGUGAGAGUAUUUUAUGGAAGCAUUUGUGCUUUAAUUUCUGUAAUUAUUACUGUACAUGCUUGCUUGUAUCUGGGACACUUCACUUUCUUUUUAGGUUAAGAGGUUUAGGUAAAGAUUCUUCUUAGUUAAUUCUCAUUGUUUUGCUGAAUAUACAGUAUGGUCAGAUGAGAGCAAAAUUGAACUUUUAGACCAUGCACUCCAACCGUGGAUUUGGUGUCGGGAGAACACAUUGAAAAGGGCGUCAUAUUCACAGUCAAAUAUGGCAGUGCAUCUCUGAUGUUAUGGGGCUGUUUUGCUGGUCCUGGGGGUCUCGUUAAGGUAAAGUACCAAGCCAUUUUCAUUAAAUGAUUUGCCCUGGUAUCCCUUCCAGGAACCUCAAACUUGGCACAAAAGCGUCUUUAAAUAAGACAGUGAUCCACAACAUACAUCACUAUCCACCGAGAAAUGGUUGCUGUUCAAAAAUGUUUUGCAAUGGCCUGCACAUUCUCAAGUCUUGUUCCCAAUCAAAGGGUCUGAAGGAUCUUGAAAGAAAAUGUGGAGGAAAGGUCAGAGGUGGUAUUAUCCUUGUGAAGGAUAGGGUACACAAUGUUCUGAUAUUUUUGUGAAAAUGUGUUAUAUAUUCUUUGUUCAUCUUUAUCUUUAAAUUAGAAAAAAAAAAAACUACAGUUGUAGUGUAAGAGAAAUAAAUAUAUGUGUACAUCUAACUGUAAAAUAAGUACACAUGUUUGUUGAAUCCAGUCCAAUGAUUCAUCUGCUUUUUAUCGACAAUUUCUGGUUACAAUUUUUGUUUGUAUAAAAUUUUUUAGAAGGCACUUGGGAGUAAAUAUAUGUGAACAGUACAGUAUUACACAAAUGUACUGCAUGGGAAUGUAUUCCGUAGCAUUGAAAUGGCAAAAAACUUUGAAGGGCAAGACCAUAAAUGAAUGAAAUCACAAAUUGUGCAGAAUUCUAUGGAUGGUAAAGCAAUGCUGAAACAGGUUGAAUAAAUCUAUCAAAUAUACACCAGUAGAGGGCAGCAAAACAACCAACUGUAUCGGCCUGUGCAAAUUCAAACAGGCUUUAAAUAUUUAUUUAAAAAUAAGCAUUACUAAUAAACCUAACAGACACAAGUUCCUGGAGACAGACCCAACAAUACUAACACAACCCAAUAUCCAAUUGAAAUUGAUAGUUAAAGUCACAGUUUUUUACCCCUUUUUUCUCCUUUCUUUCCCAGCCUUUAAAAAACUGCAAGACAACAUUUAUGUACACAAUAAUGUUUGAUAAUAAAAUAGUUUAGUGCUUGGCCAAUGUGCUUGGCUACUGAGGUUAUUUCUUUUCUUUUUUUUUAAGUUAACUGAAAAGCAAGACAGAUGUCACUUUCAGUUCUGUGGGUUACUUGAUUGAACAACAUAGAAAAGUAGAAAAUACUAUGCAGUUUCCUUUCUUCAACUUCAUAUAAUGGAUAACAAAAAACAGUGGGGAAAUUUUAAGACUGUGCUCAAUUUAACACACAAUGCCAAAUUAUUUUGACAUAGUGUGCAGGGUUUGCAUAUCAAGACACUUUAUUGACACUUUAUUUAUAGAUACAGGGUUAUCUUCACUUCUCCAUUUUAUCUUCGGUAACAACAGCUGCAAGUAAGCAUCCUUUACCAGACAUCUUUUUGCCAUUGUUCACAUGUGACUAAAAGGCUGUCUGAGUGAGCACUCACAGACUUUGGUACUAAGUGCUCCUUACCAGGUGCUGUAAUUUAUGCAAGUAUAGAGUUAGAAGCAAGGCCCCAUGGCAAUCUGCACAAAUAUUAGGAGAAGUGAAACAGCAAACAGUCAGAACUAUUCAGCUGAUUUGACCCACAAAACCCUCUGAAACAGGUGUCUAAUUGUACUGGCCUUCUGUGAAGGUAAUGGCUUGUUUGUUCUGACAAGACGAUGUGGAGGUGGGUAGGGUCCCUUCUCUCAGAAUUUAAAUGACUCUCUGCUCUCACACUUCCUCUGCUGCCAAGCAUGAGAUGUGUGGGGUGUGUAUGUCUGAGAGAGAGAGAGAGUUUAUAUUAUAAUAAAUAUAAUAUCAGUUUUGUUCUUCACACUUUUAUUCAUGUUAUUAGUUUCUGUUUUACAAUAUGUGACUAUGUUUAUUAUUAUUAUUAUUAUUAUUAUAGUGUUAUGGAACUUGUUACAUAUUGUUUAUGUGGUUUCUAUGUUUCUGUGUCUCUUACAUGUGUUGCUUUGGCAAUGUGACUGUAAUUGUCCUGCCAAUAAAGCUAAUUUGAAUUGAAAUCAAGAGAGAGAGAGAAAGCUAGCUUGUGUGUGUGUGUGUGUGUGUGUGUGUGUGUGUGUGCGUAUGUGCGCGUGUGCACAUGUGCCCAUGCAUGCGUGACAUGUGUGCCAGGGGUGUGAGGGAACUUGUUCAGACCAAAGCAAUUAACUAUGCCAGCCUGAACAGGAAGUGGUGUAACACAGAGAUGAGUCAGAGACCAGUGGCUUGAUUAAUGCCUUUAGGAAGAGCUAAUUUAGAGCAAUAUCCCAAGAGGCACACCUGUUUGUUCAAAUCAAAUAGGAUAGAUAGGAUAUUUUUUUAAAAGGGACAAAGAGAAGAUGUUAUGUUUUGGUAUAAUUUUGAGACACGUAUUAUACCAAAAAAAAGAAGCUAUGUUUUGGUAUAAUUUUGAGACACAUAAUUUUGAGACACAUAUAGGGUGGGGUUUCUUGUCUGGUUUUUACAUUGCUUCUAUAUUUGCACUUCAGGUGAUUUGAUUACAAAUUACAGCAGUUAUCUUCUAACUGUCUAAAAUUGAAUUGAAUUAAUAACUGAGGAAACUCCUUUGAGUUACUCUGAUCUUGUCACAUUGAUUUUAAAUUUUCAUUGAAGCAAUGCACAGAUAAAAUUGCUCUUUUGAACAUAAUAGGACAUUUGUUCACAAUGAUCACUACAUUGAAAUAGCCCCUAAAACUGUAUAGUUAUCAUUAGAAUUAGUAUAACCAAUGAAAUAUAUGCGAUUCCUUACAAUAAUAUAACUAAGUGCUAUUUAAUAAGUAAAAAAUACUUUAUAUGUAAAUAUACUUACAAAUUAUAUACAGACAUAACAGUGUCUUUAAGCAAUCAUGGGCUCAGUGGUACUGACAAAGAUACAACAAAUAUUAUCGAUUCACUGUGGUGUAAGACAGUGUCAUCAUUACUUUCAGCAUUAGUGUACUUAUCACAAUACUUCUUCUCUUGCAGCAUAAAAUGUUUCCUGCAAGGCACAGCUGGCCUGUGCAGAAUGGACGAGACUCUGUAUUUCACCAAAGGCACACCCUCAUCAAGUGUGACACCCCAAAUAAUGCACACUGAGGGAGAUGACUGAAGGGCAGGUGACUGUCUGGUGAGAAGGCCACAAGCUGAUUUAUGGGAGGCUUUUAGCUGCUGUGAUUUCAUGGUAAUUCCGGGGAAGUGACGGGCAGACCUCGGCAGCAGUGAAGCCAGUCAUACUGCAGUGGGGGCACCAGUGGGGAAUGGAUUAAGAGGGCAAGAUGUAAGAAUGGCAAUGCCCCUGUGCACAAAUUGAGGUCCAUAAAGAAAUGGUUAGCUGAGUUUGGUGUGGAAGAACUUGACAGGGCUCAGACCUCAAACCCACUGAACACCUUUGGGAUGAAUCAGAACGCCGACUGCGACUCAGGCCUUAUCGCCCAACAUCAGUGCAUGACCUCAUCAAUGCUCUUGUGGCUGAAUGGAAGAGAAUCCCCGCAGCCAUGUUCCAAAAUCUUGUGGAAAGCCAUCCCAGAAGAGUAGAGGCUGUUAUAGCAGCAAAGGGGGAACCAACUCCAUAUUAAUUCCCAUGGUUUUAGAAUGGGAUAUUCAACAAGCACAUAUGGAUGUGAUGUUCAGGUGUCCACAUACUUUUGGCCAUGUAGUGUAUAUUGGAUAUAUGUAACAGGAAUAUUUAUAAAUGUGUGUGUGUGUGUGUGUGUGUCUAUUUGUGUGUGCGUCUAUAGUAUGCAUCUUUUCUGAUCUUUUCAGUACCAUUAAAAAUAUACAUCUACAGGAUGUUUGGUGACAUAAUUACAGCAGUAGCAAAAUGUCCAGUUGUUGAAAACUUUAUUCUGAACAUGAUGUGCAUGUCUGAAUGCAAAACACAAAAUAUGGCACAUUUUUACAGUUGAGUUCUUAAGCCCCUCUGAUUGUGCUAUAAUUUAGUCCCAGCACUUAGUCAUGCUAUAGGCCUGGAGGCCCUCUGCUUUCAUUCUUACCAUAAAGCUUUUUCUUAUGGCUUUUUGUUGCUAUUUUUAGGUAAAGUAUUCUGUUUAAUACUGGCAAUCGAGCAAUGAGGCUGCGUGAGCUAAUAGGAUCCCUGCACACAUACA
Anguilla rostrata (American eel) is the source of this 8557-nucleotide messenger RNA. It is a transcript of the gene tlr9, whose product is annotated as toll-like receptor 9. The transcript is spliced from 4 exons. Bases 279 to 3416 code for a protein of 1045 amino acids. Lineage: Eukaryota; Metazoa; Chordata; Actinopteri; Anguilliformes; Anguillidae. Gene Ontology annotation, biological process: positive regulation of interleukin-6 production; defense response to virus; toll-like receptor signaling pathway. The record is from RefSeq and is a predicted model, not a curated record. Gene Ontology annotation, cellular component: plasma membrane. Gene Ontology annotation, molecular function: pattern recognition receptor activity; protein binding.